AUGGAGAAGAAGGAGGAGCCCAUGCCCGUGUUUGAGCAAGAGUGCUCGUACGAUGAGGAAAAUGCGCUCCUCAUCUGCAACAUCAAGCCCAUUCUUUUCAACUGUCGCGAUCUUGCCACCGCCUCAACCUCGAAACGGCUGCAGGCAGGGCUCGUAUGGCGCAGUGCUGCCACAUGCCGCGGCUUUCCCGACGUCACCAAGGACGACGUGCACAAGAUCCUCACGUGGUGGAUCAAGGGCGCACGCAUUCGUACGAUCGUCGACCUGCGCUCGCGAGGCGAGAAGAGAGCCGAUCCGUUCGAUAUGCUGGUGGAGCGCGCCUUCCCCACAGUACAGGACAGCCGGAUCAUUGGCACUGCACGGCGAAAGCGAUUCACUUGUAACCUUAUGAACACCCGCAUGAUGCUGGAGGGCUUCCUUCUACCGUCUCCCAGCGAUGUGAAGCCGGGUCCCACCUCGACGGGACGAAAGCACGCCGCGAUGACCACCUUCGUGCAGGAGGUGAUGAACCCCGGCGGGCUCACGCGCUACUCCAUCCUGCUGCUCAUCUUCUCCCAACCCACCCUUCUCAAGAUCAUGCGAAUCUGCAGCGACCCGCGCAACCAUCCGGUGCUGUUCCACUGUUCGUCGGGCAAGGAUCGCACGGGCCUGAUAGCGGCCCUCAUCCUCGCCACCUGCGGUCUGAGCGACGAGGAGAUCUUCGACGACUACGAGAAGUCGCAGACCUACCUCGCCCCCUGCAUGCACCUCAUCCAGAUCGAAGACCGGAGCAAGGGACUGGACCCCGAGUUCGAUGGCACCCCGCGCUACGUGAUCAAGCGCACCUUCAAGUGGAUUCGCAAGCUGUGGGGCACCAUCGACCGAUACCUCAACUACAUCGGCUUCACCUACGUUGAACAGAAAAGGCUGAGCCAGGUGAUGUUGCACGGCAACAAGGAGCUCGAGACCUUCAAGCGGGAGGAGCAGCUCCUGCUGCACAACUUCCAGAGCCCGCGCCAGCAGCAGCAGCGCCACCCGCUGCGACCCGGUCUCCACACCCGCUCCCAGUCGCUGCCCAAGAUCGACUUUGACCACCACCGCCUCGCCGCCACGUCGGCUGACGAGCGGGAGAGCAGCGACGAGAGCGCCCACGGCCAUCGUCGUCGCACCGCGAUACCGCGACGGACCACCACCGCCACCGCCCACGCGCGACCGACCCUGCACACCCUCGCUGCUGCCGGGUCGACGCGGUCGGACGACGACGAGGGCGAGGGCCUCACAGGCGACAUUCUGCCGCCGAUCGGCGACCUGUCGGAGCUCUUGGGCGAAGAAGGCCGGCGGCAGAUCGCCGAGCUCCUCGCCGCGGAGCUGCGCGAGGAGGAAAAAGAGAAAGAGAAAGAGAAAGAGGCCAAGCCGGCGACGAGUUCGGCGUCGACAGCGCCGGCGCCGGUCGAUGGUGGUGGUGGUGGGCUGCUGCCGACCACCGAUCACCAGAUGGAGCGCGAGCGGCAGGAGCAGGAGCAGCGGCUGAUGGACCUCAAGGCGCGAUUCCACCUGGCCUCGCCAGCGCCCCUCACCCGCAACAACGCCAACACCACGCCCGAGGAGGACGCCACCGAUGGUGGUGGUGGCUCGGCGGCCACAGACACGGCCACGGCCACGACGACCACAACAACGACAUCAACGGCGCUCGCGACCCACUUCCCGCUGCCCUCGUCUUCGCUCUUCGAGGGUGACAGCAGCAGCAGCGAGGAGGUCUUGCCCGACAUGUCGCUGUCGUCGUCGGCAUCGCACGACAUCGCGGACAUGGUGAUGCUGCGCCGCGCGUCGCUCGCGCUGCCCGUCGCCCUCGCUGACGGCCACGCCCGAGAGCACGCCGCCCACCUCACUGCCGGCCUCGCUGGGGCCGUCGCCGCUCACCUCGCCAUCGACCAUGCGCCUCUCCUCGUCCUUCUCGUCUCUUCCCCUGUCACGAGGUGGGAUGUGUAG
This is a messenger RNA of Acanthamoeba castellanii str. Neff, 1968 nucleotides long. RefSeq lists its product as uncharacterized. The transcript has 10 exons. NCBI's taxonomy places the organism in Eukaryota, Discosea, Longamoebia, Acanthamoebidae. The coding region runs from base 1 to 1968 and encodes 655 amino acids. Gene Ontology annotation, biological process: dephosphorylation. The record is from RefSeq and is a predicted model, not a curated record. Gene Ontology annotation, molecular function: phosphoprotein phosphatase activity.